Messenger RNA from Phalacrocorax carbo (great cormorant), 2770 nucleotides. The record is from RefSeq and is a predicted model, not a curated record. NCBI's taxonomy places the organism in Eukaryota, Metazoa, Chordata, Aves, Suliformes, Phalacrocoracidae.
AGUCCCGCCGCUCUCUCCUGCGCUGCUGGCGGCUGGGGCCGCGCUGGGUCCCUCAGCGCCGGGCUGAGGAGGAGGAGGAGGAGGAGGAGGAGGAGGAGGCGGCAGCUCGCUUUGGCUUGCCUCGCCUCACCCCGCCGCGGUGGACGGAGCUUAUUCUUUAACCGCUUUCGUCUGCCUGCCUGCUGAGAGGCCGCGCUACCCGCCCGACCGAGAAACUGGCUCGUCUCCUGUUCCCCCGUGGGCGGGAGCGGCUCCCCCCUUCCCCGGCGGGCUGAGGGGAGCUCCCUCCGCCCCGGCGCCGAGGGGCUGAAGGAAGGCAUUGCUCCCUUCUCCCUCCCCAAAGUGUCUCUUCCUCACCGCAGCGAGAGUCCUUCGUUCUCCUGAACCCUUCCCUGGCGGGGAGAGGAAGGGAAGGGAUCCCGCUGCCCUUUCAGCCCUGUCAGGCUGGGCUCCCCUGCCCUUUGCUCCCCGUCAGGCGGAGGCUGAGUCAGACAUCUCGCAGGCUGCUGGCAGCUGGGGAAAGAAGCUGGCUCCUACCUCGAAAGGGUGGUCGUUUUCCCUCUCUUUCCCGCUUUCUUUCUCCCCAUAGGUGGUGGGGCUGGACCGGGGCGAACUCUUCCUUCGAGUCCUUCGGCCUGUGAAACCCCUGCUAUGGCUGUCGGUGGGGUCGGGACCUCGCUCCUGAUGAUGGCCGGCAUCAUGGUAGCGGUGGGGCUGUGCAGGAGAUUGACCCGCCGCCGGCUGCGCUACCGCCGGCGCCUUUGCACUUUUCUUUUGGAGAUGUUUAGCACCUUCCAGAUUUGCGCCUGCACUAACGAGCUGUCCCUGCUCAGCAGUGUGGAGCUGAAGCAGCAUAUCGCCCUGACUUUCACCUACGGUUUCACCGUCCUGCACGGCCUGACCCUGACUGGUUGCACAUGCAAUCCCUGUGGCACCUUGCAGCCAAUGUGGGAAGGUGGGAUAUCGGUCAAGAUGGGUGGACUCAAGAUCGCUGCUCAGUUCGUGGCCGCAGCACUUGCUAGAGCGUUUAUGCACUUUAUCUGGAGCCUGGAAAUGGCAGAGCCACAUUUUGGAGCACUCUCAAAGGGCUGCAGCAACCCUAUGCAGACUACAGAGAUGCAGGCGUUUUGCAUAGAGCUGCUCUUUUCUGUUGUUUUCCAGCUGACCGUCCUGCGAGUGGAAAGUGUUAAUCCCAAAUACAAAGUCCAUUUGACUGCUCUUCUCAGCACCAUGCUCGUUUAUGCAGGUGGCAAUCUCACAGGAGCAUUAUUUAACCCAGCAUUGGCUUUUUCAUUACAUGCAAAUUGUUUCUAUGACAAAUUCUUGAGUUACUCACUAGUAUAUUGGAUAGCACCAUCCUUAGGUACAAUACUUGUGGCUUUUAUAUGGGAUGAAAUCCUUCCUCGGAUAUCCUGAGAUGUCAGAUUCUGAAAUCUAGCAGCACUAUACUAAAAAAUACUUUCAACGUGUGCAGACAUGGAGCUUUCAGAAAACUGCUGACAAGGACUUCCACACCACCUUUCAGUUGUAUUUUCGGAUUUCACGUUUGAAAUAUCUGACUUACAACUUUGUAUCCGAAUACUUAUUUUGUAAUAGCGUACUGGGAUUUUGGGAAUAUCCGCCCACACCUUCAGUUAAGCCAUACGAACGCGAAGGACUGUUGAAACAUUGAAACAUUGUCACUUUAGCCAUAAGUGCCGUUUGCUGACCGUUAGUACAACAGCAUGCAAAACUAAUUUUCGAGAAAUACCCAAUCCUUUCAAGGUUUGAUUUUAUUGGAUUUCUUCCCAUAGAAGGCACCUGCAAAAAAGGAGCUGAAGAUUGCAUUCUUAUAGUGACCUCAUCAUAUUCCUAACUUGCAAUACGCGUACCUCCAAGAGGAAGGAAGGCCGCACCACUCCCUAGAAGAGUCUCCACAGCUCUGUUCUAGAGGUACCCCACACCAAAAGUCAAAGUCAGUAGGACCAGCCCUGUUUUAAUAAUACCCCAGCGCAGGUAAGUAACCCCUCGCUUCCUUUCCAGAAGGCUCUGCCCCAUCCGGUCUCGCUAUAGUCUGCGGAGUGUCGUGGUUGGCCAGAGUGGUAACGAAGUACCAUAAAAUUCUGUAGACGCACACAUAAAAGUGCAUUUUAGGCAAAAAAACCCACCCAACCUGCUUUACCUGAGAUUACUGCUGCCUCUUCACAUAGUAAAAUAGACACAGUAUAUAGGAAUGAAUCAUGUGGAACUUGAUUUGUACUUGAUUUUAUGUAACUCUUAUCGGAUAUUUUUCUUUAAAUAAAUGAAUUUGCAAUAUAAGAGAAUAAACAAAAGAGCUAAAACCACAGGAAAGCUACAAACCCAAACUGGCACAAACGCCCUUUAUAGCAUUAGCUGAGGUGAAGAGCACCAAUAGGUACCUUCCUCUGAAGCGCUGUUUGUAGAAUGAGGUUUCUUCUCCUGGAUGCCUCAAUUUUUAUAUAUACCGAAAUACAUUGAUAAAUUUAAGACCAAAUUCAAGUUUUCACUUUAUAGUUGUUAGGUUUGAAAGGAGAGCUGAUUGACAAGUUCUACAAAGAUCUCGGCAGUAGGCCCCUCGACUCACUACCCGAGUCACCCUGCAGGCCAUAUUCCAAGAGGAGGGAAUCAGACAGGGUUUUUUUCCACAGUAAAAUCAUGAACCGAGCCUUAGACAGCUACUGGUGUCAGCUAUCUUUUUUGCAAGACUUCGGGAAGUAAACAUUUUCAUGUAAUUUCUUACUUGUUGUAAUAAAAUCCUUUCUUGUUUUAA